Messenger RNA from Drosophila santomea, 2133 nucleotides. RefSeq lists its product as uncharacterized. NCBI's taxonomy places the organism in Eukaryota, Metazoa, Arthropoda, Insecta, Diptera, Drosophilidae. The coding region runs from base 874 to 2031 and encodes 385 amino acids. The record is from RefSeq and is a predicted model, not a curated record. The transcript has 5 exons.
GUGUCCAAACAACAGUCACGAAAGGCGGACGGAUUGCGAGCGAACAGAACGCAGAAUUUGAAAUCCAUCGGUGCGGUGCGGUUUAUAUCUUUUGGAUGCGUGCCCGAACGUCGCGUGGAUUAAUUUCGGGUUCGGCAAUUAACAGUGCCAUUGCUUGUUAUGCAAAUCAGUGAUAUCGAAGCGGUGUAAAUAACCCACAUAAAUGAAAAAUCCCCUGCUCUCGACCCAAACCUUGACCUUGACUCGUGAGCUCAGACGGAUGUCACUUUUCCCAAACCAAAAACACCCAUUCCAAACGACUUUAAGCCAUUGAAAUACUUACAUAUGUUCGAAAACGAGCACCGAAAGGUGUUAAUUUCGGUUCGUUACGUAUACGUAAUGUGACAGGAAAAUAGAAAUGGAAAUUGAAAGCCCGAACAACUGCUGUGCGCGGCAAAUGUAAAUUGAUAGCCAAAGUGUUUGAAAUACAAUUGCUAAAUUCGCGUAGGCAUUUUUCAUAUGUACAAACAAAUACACCCGCACACUUUCCGUAAUUUCAAAUCAAUUAAUCUCAAUUAUUUCGAUCGCUCAAGUGAACAGAAUCGAGGCGAAAAUCAAAAAAGUCUUCGCGCUACAUUAGGUUUCCUCCAAAGUAGAAACCAAAUUUAUAAUCAUUUUUGUACGCUAAUCUUGAUUUCCAUCAGUCACGUAUAAUAUUUCCAACAAAAAUCGCUAAAGCUAAACAGAUGAAAGUAAAAACUAUUAUUAGAAAUUUUGUGCAUAAAUUCCAAGAAAAAAUGUGUUGAAAAUAUGUUAUGAAUGUGAUAAAAAUUAUAAAAAAGCUGGAACAUUUUUAUAAAAGGAAUUUCCCCAACCAAAAACUAGCAUGCCAAAAUGGAGCUGAUUAAAAAAUACCAACAAGGAAAGCUAACCACCAGCGAUAUUCGCUAUCUAAAUCAUAUGGUAAUAUGUCUCAUGGUCCUGAUAGCAGUAUUCUCCAUUCUGUGGAACAUAUCGCUGAACAUGAUAUCGGGAGAUCUGUACGAGGGAAUAGUCAGUGCCAAACUUAUCUUCCGGGAGCGCAGCCUUGAUAAGAUGGAUGAGCCCAGCAAGCAGAUCCUUCAUCGGGAUUUCAUCAAGGCCACCCAGUAUGCCUAUGGAAGGCAUUAUUCCGUGCAGGAUGUCACGCCCGAAUCGCUGAAGAGCGAGAGCCAAAUCUAUAAGUUACCGCAUAUCUAUGAAUCGAUUGAGAAUCGACCGAAGUUGGAGCGUCUGAUUGCUGAAAAGAAAGUGGAGGUUUUGGCAAGCACGACGACUCCUCCGCCGAAAAUUACUUUCAACGCUGAGGCAGAUCGUCACUUUUUGAGCACAAUGUCCAUUGAUGCUACGGCCACUUUUUGGGAACGAGGCCCUGGAGCUCAGUUUGUGUAUGUGUUUCCCCUCAUAUCAGAGAUCGUGGCCAUUAUCUGGACAGCCAUGUGCUUGAUUUAUCAGACAGGCAGCAAAAAGAGCUCAGUUCUGCCGAAGCCAUGGCGCAUUGUGGUGCCCUCCAUUGUAAUAUUCUCGGUGAUGAGUUUGGGCAGCGUAAUCUACGCGAUCCUGACCAAUGGCCAUCUUAGGCGCCUUUGUGGCCAACUGCGGGAGAAUCUCACAGAUCCCACUGCCAUCACUUGCGGCGAUGCCAUCGCCCUGUUGCGUCCCAUCAUCCACGACCACAACGUAUCCCACGAUACAUAUCUGGAGCUCUUCCGCUGCAGCUACGUGAUCGGCAUGGUGCUGUGGAUUGUGGCUCUGCUGGUCAUGGUGCUGCGAUAUGUAUUCGCCGUGGACUUCCAGCUGGUGGACAUUGAUGAUAUGUUCGAUAGCGGACGAAAUGGUGUACAACCGGUGUACACUGAGGUAGUGCAGCAGAGCAGUCCGCAGCAUCAGACGCAGGUGCGCCCGAGAUCGGAGGAUGACUAUCACAGUGCCAGAUCGCGUUUGAGUGAUCUUGCGGUGCCACUUCUGGAGGUGCGGAGCCAGUCUCAGAUUCCGCCAACCAACUUGGCCUAAUCCUGCUGCUGGCCAGCAGAUCAGCAAUCUCAGGUUUAUUUUUAUACGUUGUGUUAGUGUUUAGUAUUUAAUGACUAAGGAAUAUUUUAUCAACUAACCCAA